Scleropages formosus (Asian bonytongue) is the source of this 1800-nucleotide messenger RNA. RefSeq names its product MID1 interacting protein 1a (gene mid1ip1a). Lineage: Eukaryota; Metazoa; Chordata; Actinopteri; Osteoglossiformes; Osteoglossidae. Gene Ontology annotation, biological process: regulation of lipid biosynthetic process. The transcript has a single exon. The record is from RefSeq and is a predicted model, not a curated record. Gene Ontology annotation, cellular component: cytosol. The coding region runs from base 755 to 1186 and encodes 143 amino acids.
CACACCAGCGGCAUUGCAUCUGUUUAUUACGCUAAUAACGUUUUCUUCGCCGUAUUUGUCCUGGGAAAGUUCCUGAAGCAGGUGAAGUUUCCGAUGGGAUGUGAGACACCUGGUCGGUGUGAAACUGCGAGGCGUUUUGUCUCGACGUUUGCGAAGUGUGUCAUUUUGCAUUCGAAGCAAAGCUGCGCAACAACUGCGGUCGUGGAGAACUGAAGCAGCCGUUUAUUGAUUAUUCGGACACGCUGCGUCCGUAUCAUCUCGUCCCAUCCUUAGCAUCCGAAGCGACUGCAGUAAGUGAAAGCCUCACCCUCCGCAGAUCUUUCUAGCACGAGAAGUGUGCGAACCGGUCCCCCCACACCCUCCUCCCGCCUUCCUCUUGCAUCAGGUCAUCGUCGGUAUUCACUUCUCAAACGAAUGGAUGGGACAAAAACGCGGACGAACCGGUUCUGGCAACGCCUUCUGUACCUGUAGCGACUCGAGCGAGUCCUAUAUAAAGGGCACCAUAGCAACCUGGAUUCAGUGAUCAGAGACCACCACACAUCAGUGUGAGGGAGGCCCCGCGGUCGGUGACGGUGGCUGUAAAAGAAAAGGAGGGUGGCAUCGCACUCGUCGUCCGUCCGAGCUGUGCGCGACUCCGACUCCGCAGCCUCCGCGCGCUUGUUUCGGCGGAAGCCCGUCCGUCCUCGAAGAGAAGCAGGAAAGGCGCGUGGCGCGCGCGCGCGGUCCACCGGCAGCGGCAACAUCCAGCCCCAAGAUGAUGCAGAUCUCCGACUCCUACAACCAGAAGAACUCCCUGUUCCACGCCAUGAACCGCUUCAUCGGCGCCGUCAACAACAUGGACCAGACGGUGAUGGUGCCCAGCCUUCUGCGCGAUGUCCCCCUGGAGGUGGAGAAGGACGCCGACAGCGGCUCGCCCUCCUACUUCCACGACGGGAACAUGUACAGCUACUACGUGCUGCUGAAGUCCAUCAGGAACGACAUGGAGUGGGGGGUCCUUCAGGCCGACGACAGGCGCAAGGACAAGCUGGGCGUGACGGCGCUGGAGGCGGACGACGAGGACCUGGAGAAGCGCUUCCGCUUCCACCUGAUGGGGCUGCAGGCGGUGCUGUCCAAGCUGACGAGGAAGGCCCACACCCUGACCAACAGGUACAAGCAGGAGCUCGGCAUCGGAGGAUGGGGAUACUGAGGGCGAGCGAGGCGGCCCCGACCCCACCCGCCCCGCAUGGUCGGAUGGAGCCCACGGGGACAGGAGCCCCGAAGAGCCGGACGGGACGGUCGCGCUCCCGCGUCCCUUCAGCCUCCAGCGGCGACUCUUCCUCUGCUCGCACCUUUUGCUUUUACGACGGUCACAAUGUAGCGGUUUGCCGGGUUCGGCGCACGUGCGAUGCGCUGCACUACCUGUCAUGUAUGUACGUAGCCAUGGAAACAUGUUCCGAACGUCGAGGCGCGCGCUGUGUGUGUUUAAAGGGCUCAAGCGCCCCCCGCACCGCGCGCGCGGGUUAAACAUGAGCGCGUUCCGAACGACGUUCAAACAAAGCGAACCGUUUCUAACGUAACGGGUCAAAUGCUGUAGCGUUUCCUGAAAGCUGUGAUGGUGUAGCGCUCAACCGUUCGAUGUGCUCAAUGAUCAGUGACCUGGAAUCUUAUGAUGACUCUUGUCUGCCUUUCAAAGGAUCCAUGGAUUCCGCGAGAUCGCGUGAACGUUGUGUUUCAGCCGCACUUGAGCUUUUAUAUUCAUGCAUUCUUUUGUACUGAAAAUUAUUCUCCGCAGAAUAAAUGUUGCUUUCUUAAAUAUAAAAA